UGCUCGUAAAAUUAUUUAUGAGUAAGUACUAUACUAUUGCAUCGUAAAUGGUUUUACUUUGAUAUAUUAUUUAGGUUCUAUCUAUUUAAUCAUUUUAUAUGUAAAUGACUAGGGGGCUUGUGAAGUUUAGCAUGGUCCAUCGAAAAGAUCUCAAAAAAAUUAAAAAGAAUCCUAAAGUUGGUUGGAACAAACUAAAAUGUCCUCGUCAACCUCAAGACGCCAAAUACUGUGAAUAUUAUGUAUGCCGUUAUAUGCUUGAGACUAUUGAAAGUAGGCAACAAUUGAUUUUGGAGGAGUUUUCCCCUGGGGCUCCUUCAACUUAUUCUCAGGAGAGCAUUGAUCAAGUUCGAGAUUUAUGGAUUUCUUACGUUGUCAAACAUAGGCAACAGAAAUUGGAGAAGGAAGCAGAAGAUUUGGAUGAUGUGUUAUAAGAUCAUAUCGAUGGAAAUUAUUAAAGAUUAGAAUUCAUGAAGAAUUUUGAUGACAUUUGACUUUUGGAAUAAGAUAAUUGUAUAGUUGAAUUCUAGUCUAAUUAUAUGAUGAAAUGGUUUAUAAUUUUUGCUGUUGGUAUAGCAUGUAUGAACGCGUAUAUUUAAUGGUAUAUAUGGAUUAGUACAAAUUAUAUCGUAUUGGUAUUUUUAUUUAUUAAUAUAGGUCUUUUGUCAUAUAAAUGGUGGUUUAAAAAUAAAAGGAAAUUGCAAUUGUACGGCUUUU
Amaranthus tricolor (Joseph's coat) is the source of this 714-nucleotide messenger RNA. RefSeq lists its product as uncharacterized. Bases 105 to 431 code for a protein of 108 amino acids. The transcript is spliced from 3 exons. The record is from RefSeq and is a predicted model, not a curated record. NCBI's taxonomy places the organism in Eukaryota, Viridiplantae, Streptophyta, Magnoliopsida, Caryophyllales, Amaranthaceae.